CCACUACCUUGAUCUAUAUAGCACUAUAUCUGCUAUACUAAACACAUGCAGUGGGAAUGCAUCCUACUGCUAGUAAAACUCAGCCCAAAGUGCUGGCCGCUACCCCAGCAUGCCACAGCGCUCCUGACACUGCCAGCUCUACUGAGAGUGGUCCUCAGUGCGCUUCACCGAGAAAGACCCCAGGGGUCUCCAAGCCACAACAAGUCACCAGCUGCAGAGGAAAGAGGGAGCGGGUGAAAGACCCUCCAGAUGCUGCCUCGGGAAGUUCCCGCAUUCCGAGACCAGCCUGCAGGGACAUCACGGAGAGGAGGAACAUCCACCCCGCUCCUCAGCCACAGCGAGGUCACCCCGCCGUGGUCCUGCCGCCGGUAGCUUCUCCAGCCGACCAGCAGCUGCAACCACCUGAUGCCUGCCCUGCCGUACUCCUGCCACCAGAGAAGCCCCGCGCAGAUGGCCAGCUGCAGGGAGCCUGCCAUGGCCAGCUGCAGGGAGCCCGCCACACCACGCAACUAUCACAGACCACUCGCCUGCAGCUGCGGCCGCAGAAAGAUGGCCCCCCUGCGCCCCGGCCCCCAGAGAACCCCGAUACCUGGUUGCUGCUGCUCCUCCCGCCAGGAGACUGCUUCCUUGGAUCCCAGCCGCCCGGGAAACCCUCCGUCGCCCAGCUGCUGCUCCGGAUGCCGGGUGAGGACCAUCGCGAUGACUGCCCUGCGCACCAUUGUGGAGAAACGAAUCGGCAGACCUCCCUCUGACCGAGACAUGGCCACCUUCCUGAGCGGCUCCUUGGACGGCGAGUUCGCCCGCGACAGAGGCGACAUCGCCUCGCUUUGGUUCCGCGCCCGCAAUGCCACACGCCGACUAGGGAAACGCCUGGGCUGUCGCUGGGUGUGGAAUGAGGAACGACGGGAGCUGGGAAUAUUGAUACCGCAGAUCGAGUCAGAGGACAACACCGUCAUCACCCCCGGAGCCAGAGGCAUACUCGAGAGAUCCCUGAAGGCCGCCGUCCACGCGCUCUAUGUGGACACCCUGAAGAAAAAACCAGACCAGGGUAAGGCCUUCGAGGUGACCAGCAAGUGGGACUCCAGCAACCACUUCCUCCCCACAGGCAGCUUCACCCGGUUCGCCGACUGGCGGUUCAUACACCGAGCCCGGCUGAAUUGCGUCCCCCUCAACGGAGCCGUCCGCCACGGGAACUGGGACAAGCGCCGCAGGAAGUGCGGGUACGUCGCCGAAACCCUGCCCCAAGUCCUAUGCAGUUGCAAGCCCCACGCCAGAGCCUGGCAGCUGUGACACAACGCCGUCCAGGAUCUCCUGGUGAAGGCCAUCGACCCAUGCCUGGGGGAAGUCGGCGUUAAUCUCACCAUCCCUGGCACCAUCUGCUGCGCCCAGACAUCGUCAUCAUGGACGAGGUCGGAAAAAAGGUCAUCCUGGUCGACAUAAAGAUCCCGUUUGAGAACAGGAUCCCAGCCUUCCGUGAAGCCCGAGCCCGCAAGCUUGAAAAAUAUGCCCCCCUGGCUGACACCCUGCGGUCAAAGGGCUACGAGGUACACACAGACGCUCUGCUUGUCGGGGCCCUGGGUGCCUGGGACCGAUGCAACAAGCGAGUGCUGAGGACCUGUGGAGUGGGCCGUCACUACACACAGCUCAUGAGACGCCUAAUGGUCUCAGACACUAUCCGUUGGUCCCGGGACAUCUACACAGAACACAUCACCGGCCACCACCAAUACCAAGAGUGAGCCGAUUUAGACCUCGCCCACCUGCAAGGGAGAAGGGACUCGCUAACCCCCCUCCCCCCGCCCCCCCGCUGGGCCUUAUCCCCUGAGCCCCGAACCCACCCAACCUCACCGGCCGCCGCCAAUACCGAGAGCGAGCCGGGGAGACCUCGCCCACCCACAAGGGACCUAUCAACCCCCCCCCUACCGGGCCCUACCCCCUGAGCCUCCAACCUACCCCACCCCCGCUGGACCUCACCCCCCCAUCCCCCAAGCCCUGAAUCCACCCAGCCCCAUUGGCCACCGCCGAUAAUGAGAGUGAGCCGAGGGGACCUUGCCCACCCCCAAGAGGGAAGAGGCCUAUAUACCACCCCCCCCCCCGAUUGGCCUUAUCUCUUGAGCCCUGAACCCACCCAACCUCACCGGCCACCGCCAAUGCCAAAGAGUGAGCCGGGGAGACCUCACCCACCCGCAAGGGGGAAGGGACCUAUUAACCUCCCUCCCCCCCGCCGGGCUUCUUUCCCCUGAAUCCCGAACCUACCCAACCUAACUGAAUCCCACCUUGUGAGAGUCACCCCAUCACCAUUACCCAACCCACCUACUUGUACCUAUGGCUGUUUGUACCCCCUGUGUGGAUGAUUGACCCUCACCGCUUAUCAACUGUGUCUCACUCCUCCCCCCCCAUUGGAGACACUACAGUCUGUAUGUAUUACGUGUGCUGCCAACCCCAACAUAACAUCCCCCCCUACUCUGUAUGUUUCCCCCCAAUGAUCGACAACUGACUCCUCAAAUCGUUUGUACCAUUUAUUUUUAAAUGCUCUCUAUGAGCUAAGAUCUAGUCUUGUGGACUACCCAAGGCUGUGAUCAAGUGUCUUGAUGUUUUUGAUCUUCUGGCCUUCAGAUGAAAACCUUGUCUGUGUUUCUGGGACCCAGGUAAACUGAAUCCCACCCCCAACUACAUGCAAACCAUUGGAAAAACAAGAAAAUCCCAUCACACCAUGUUCCU
Molecule: messenger RNA, 2718 nt
Organism: Trachemys scripta elegans
Lineage: Eukaryota; Metazoa; Chordata; Testudines; Emydidae
Exons: 2
Coding region: 406-1290 (294 amino acids)
Source: RefSeq, a predicted model, not a curated record